UAUCAUUUGGAAUAAUUAUCUUUUUCCACUGUAUAUAAGUGCAGAUGAGUGGAUGUUAUCCUUCAGUAGAAUUUAGUGAUUACGUUGAACACACAACAUGCCACGGUUCGGCUUCAUUUUCCUCAUUGCAGUGGUGAUGGCCUGCGUGAUGGGUGUCAAUUGUCAAGAUCGGGAACGAGAAUGUGGCCCGAAUGAAACGUGGAAUUCAUGUGGCAGUGGCUGCGGUGAAGCCACCUGCCAGAAUCCCCGUCCGACGAAAGGAGUUUACUGCCCAGCAGUAUGCGUCUCCGAUUGCUUCUGCAAUCGUGGGUGGAUCAGAAGCAGAACUGGGGGUCCCUGCGUUCGUCGCUGUUGAUUGGAAAUAUUUUUCCCUGUUCAGUAUUGUAAGGGCUAAGAUAUUUUAGUAAGCGCAGAACUCAUCGCUGCUGUUUAAAUGAUUUAUCAAUAAUUGAUAUCUCGGCGGUCCGCACGUACUUCUAUCCGUCGAUCUAUUGAUCCGGUUGCACUACUUGGAUAUUUUCAAACUAAUAAAAUCAAGAUAUUUUCAUUAAUUAUGUCUAUAAAAAUCCUGAGUCCUAAUUGUACUUCCCGGAAAAUAAAAACUGAACAGAUAAACGAUUUCAUUGUCAUGCGAUUACUUUGACUCACACAGUAUACAAUAGAUUUAUUCGAUUUAAUGGAAUAAAUUUAAAAGCAGGAAAAAAUUUUAAUUCUCCAAGAGAAAUUCCCAGAGACCGUCUUAGGGGAAUUAUCGGCAAAUAAUUUUUCCUCUUGGCAGAUUGUAACACAAAUAUAGUCGGUACGAUAACAAAUGUGUUUUCAAUUAUUCAUUGUGCCCUCUUAUCGCUCAGAAUAAUUAUCCUGCUCUUCUCUGGAUAUAAGUUCAGCAACAACACUCUCGUGAUUCAGUCCAAUAUUGUGAUCACAUUGAGCAUAACAUGUUACGUGUGGGGUUUCUCGUUCUCAUUGCUGUUGCAUCCAUCUACCUGACUGAUGUAAAUUGUCAGCAAUGUGGCGAAAAUGAAAUAUGGGUUGACUGCGGAAGUGGAUGUGGUGAAGACACCUGCCAAACUCCUCCUGCACAACCAGAUCGAGUCUGUCCAGCAGUAUGUCGUCCCGGUUGUUAUUGCGAUGGUGGUUGGAUUAGGCGUGAGCGGGGUGGACCCUGCGUUCGACGUUGCUGACUUCCAACAUUUCGUCAUGAUUAUCUCCGUUUUCCUUGAAGUCCUCGACCUAAUGGGGUGCAGUUGAAUAAAAAUUAAGACGAUCCUUGAUAAGACAGAUAUGGAAGAAGGAGAAAUUUGUAAAAGACACUUUUAUAAAAAAAUAUGUAACAUAAUAAAGUAUAUACUUAGAAUUA
Diachasmimorpha longicaudata is the source of this 1360-nucleotide messenger RNA. RefSeq names its product chymotrypsin-elastase inhibitor ixodidin-like. The coding region runs from base 98 to 355 and encodes 85 amino acids. The transcript has 6 exons. The record is from RefSeq and is a predicted model, not a curated record. Lineage: Eukaryota; Metazoa; Arthropoda; Insecta; Hymenoptera; Braconidae.